ACAGGCAAAAAGUGGGUGCCCUGGUUUCACCUCUGCUUACCCCUUCGGGAACAACGAUGUUAAGUGUGUGUGUGCAGUAAAGAAACUACAUCAUUGAUGUAUUGAUUUACAUGAAGUUCCUUCCCACAAAUAGAUGCUUGAGGGGAUGCCAUGAAGAAUAACAAUUUACUUGCAAAUGGAUACGCAUCAUAGCAAGAUUUUAUGCACUUUGUGUCCAGUUGUUAUAAUUAUGCUAUUAGGGCUACAAUUUUACUACAAUACAUCUUCGUAUAGAUAUCACAAAUCCAGUUUUUUUAAACACAUUACAUUCGGAAAGACGGAAUGCCCGAACUGCACAACGUAUGAAUCUUUUUAUGGCAAAAAUGUAGUACAGAUAUUGGCAAUACCAACAAGGCCUACGAAAAAUAUAUUCAUAUGCUAUUUAAACAUGUCUAGCCUAGGUCCAAUAUCAGUGAAUAAGACAAGACUUGAGUUAGAAUGGGUGGAAAAACAACAUCCCCAAGUGAAAUCCGGUGGUUCUUAUGCGCCCAAUAAUUGUCAUUCUAGACACAAGAUUGCGAUUCUAGUGCCCUACAGGAAUAGAGAAACAAAUCUGAUUAUCUUUCUUUAUUACAUACACACAUUAUUGAUGAAACAGCUGUUGGAAUACAGAAUAUUCGUAAUAGAACAAUGUGCUAAAGACAAAUUCAACAAAGGUACGUUGUUCAACAUUGGGUUCUUAGAAAGUCAACGUUACGGUUCAUGGCACUGCUACAUAUUCCACGACGUUGAUCUGAUACCUCUAGACGAGAGAAUAUUAUACCACUGCCCGAUGAACCCAACUCAUAUGUCUGCUGCUGUCGAAAAUCAUGGGUUUCAAACCCCCUACCUGCAAUUGUUCGGUGGUGUAACAGCAUUAACAACUGCCCAAUACAUAGCUAUUAACGGAUAUUCAAAUGAAUAUUGGAAUUGGGGUGCAGAAGACGAUGACAUCUUCAUAAGACUGCAAGCACGAAGGUUUCCUGUCCGACGAUACAAUCAAUCCAUUGCACGAUACGCAGCUUUACCUCAUGAACCUAAUUAUAUUAACUACAAUCGACAAAAAACUCUAAGUAAAGCAAAAAGAAGAUUUUGGCAGGAAGGACUUAAAUCUGUGAAGUAUAGGCUAUUAAACAAAACCAAUAGAAAAUUGUUUACCCAUAUUGUAGCUGACGUUAAUCCUUUAAACAUUGAAGUAAAAUAAAU
Manduca sexta (tobacco hornworm) is the source of this 1224-nucleotide messenger RNA. Its product is annotated as beta-1,4-N-acetylgalactosaminyltransferase bre-4-like. The transcript is spliced from 9 exons. Gene Ontology annotation, biological process: glycosphingolipid biosynthetic process; carbohydrate metabolic process. NCBI's taxonomy places the organism in Eukaryota, Metazoa, Arthropoda, Insecta, Lepidoptera, Sphingidae. The record is from RefSeq and is a predicted model, not a curated record. The coding region runs from base 176 to 1222 and encodes 348 amino acids. Gene Ontology annotation, molecular function: N-acetyl-beta-glucosaminyl-derivative 4-beta-N-acetylgalactosaminyltransferase activity.